Messenger RNA from Asparagus officinalis (garden asparagus), 537 nucleotides. RefSeq lists its product as uncharacterized. The record is from RefSeq and is a predicted model, not a curated record. Lineage: Eukaryota; Viridiplantae; Streptophyta; Magnoliopsida; Asparagales; Asparagaceae. The transcript has a single exon. The coding region runs from base 1 to 537 and encodes 178 amino acids.
AUGGUUGAAAACUCUGCUAUUUCCCCAGUUUCUAGUAAGGUGAAAUGGUCUAAUACAAUAUGGGAGAACUCAAGUUUGCCAAAGCACUGUUUUAUCUCUUGGCUAGCAGUCAAUGACAGAUUGCUUACAAGAUAUAGAUUGAUGAGGAGAGGCAUCAUUCAAAGUGCUCAAUGUUGUUUGUGCAAUGACACAGCUCCUGAAACAAGAGAUCAUUUAUUCUUCCAAUGCAAAUUUUCGCAAGUUGUGUGGAAUGAAAUAAUGGAAUGGCUUCAGUUUAGAUGGAGGACUUGCGAAUGGAAUAUUCUGAUUGAUUGGUUCAGCUGUAAGCUUAGAGGAAAGGGUCCUAAGCAAAAGGUGAAGAUGAUAGCUUUAUCUUCUACUAUAUACUCCUUAUGGAAGGAGAGGAAUAACAGAACCUUUAAACAGGUGGCUAAGAGCACAGAUCAGACUGUUAUGGUGAUUAAAAUGGAUAUUAUGACUAUCUCCCUUAAUUGCCCUGCUUUGGAGGAGAUUAGAGCUUGGCUCAUUACUCUAUAA